Messenger RNA from Equus caballus (horse), 3589 nucleotides. It is a transcript of the gene B4GALNT4, whose product is annotated as beta-1,4-N-acetyl-galactosaminyltransferase 4. NCBI's taxonomy places the organism in Eukaryota, Metazoa, Chordata, Mammalia, Perissodactyla, Equidae. Gene Ontology annotation, cellular component: Golgi cisterna membrane. Gene Ontology annotation, molecular function: acetylgalactosaminyltransferase activity. The record is from RefSeq and is a predicted model, not a curated record.
CGCGGGGCGCGCGGGAGCCGGGGGCCGCAGCGGCGCCGCUGAGCGCGGCCCGGGCGGGGCGGGACCGGCCGCGAUGCCGUGGUUCCCGGUGAAGAAGAUCCGCAAGCAGAUCAAGCUGCUGCUCCUGCUGGUGCUGCUCACCUGCGCCGCGUGGCUCACGUACGUGCACCUGAGCCUGGUGCGCCAGGGCCGCGCGCUGCGCCAGCGGCUGGGCUACGGGCGAGAUGGCGAGAAGCUGAGCGGCGUGACGGACGACCGGGGCGUCCGGGCUAUGCUGUCCACGCAGAGGGUGGAGGACUCCAGUGAGAGCCAUGAGGAGGAGCAGGCUCCUGAAGGGUGGGACCCAAACAUGCUGUUUCCUGGGGGCGCUGGCAGGCCAACCCCGCAGAACCUCACCCACCAGGCGCCCCCGUGGCGGGAGGAGUACAAGGGGCAGGUGAACCUGCACGUGUUUGAGGACUGGUGUGGGGGCGCCGUGGGCCACCUGAGGAGGAACCUGCACUUCCCGCUGUUCCCUCACACUCGCACCACCGUGAAGAAGUUGGCCGUGUCCCCCAAGUGGAAGAACUAUGGACUCCGGAUUUUUGGCUUCAUCCACCCGGCAAGAGAUGGAGAUGUGCAGUUCUCUGUGGCUUCGGAUGACAAUUCUGAGUUCUGGCUGAGUCCAAACGAGAGCCCAGCGGGUGCCCAGCUGGUGGCCUUUGUGGGCAAGACUGGCUCGGAGUGGACGGCUCCUGGGGAAUUCACCAAGUUCAGCUCCCAGGUGUCCAAGCCCAGGCGGCUCAUGGCCUCCCGGAGGUACUACUUCGAGCUGCUGCACAAGCAGGACGACCGAGGCUCGGACCACGUGGAAGUGGGCUGGAGAGCCUUCCUGCCUGGCCUGAAGUUCGAGGUCAUAGGCUCUGCUCACAUCUCUCUGUACACAGAUGAGUCGGCCCUGAAGAUGGACCACGUGGCCCACAUCCCCCAGUCUCCAGCCAGCCACGUGGGGGGGCGCCUGCGGCAGGAGGAGCCCAGAGCCGACAUGCUGCGGCCUGACCCCAGAGACACCUUCUUCCUCACUCCUCGGGUGGAGCCUUCCAGUCUGGAGAACGUGCUGCAGCCCUGUGCCUACGCCCCCACCUACGUGGUCAAGGACUUUCCCAUCGCCAGAUACCAGGGACUGCAGUUUGUGUACCUGUCCUUCGUUUACCCCAAUGACCACACGCGCCUCACUCACAUGGAGACGGACAACAAGUGUUUCUACCGCGAGUCUCCGCUGUACCUGGAAAGGUUUGGGUUCUAUAAAUACAUGAAGAUGGACCGUGAGGAGGGGGAUGAAGACCAGGAGGAGGAGGUGCAGCGCCGAGCCUUCCUCUUUCUAAACGCCGACGGUGAGUGUCCCCAGUGCCCCAGCCCGCGUGCACCUGGGCCGAGCAGCUCACCUGCGCUUCCCGCAGACUUCCUGGACGACGAGGACGAGGGGGAGCCGCUCGACAGUCUGGAGCCCACCGAGGCGCCCCCACCACAGAGUGACCACCGAGUCCCCGCCCCGGAGACCCCCACACAGGCACUGGGGACCCCCGCCCAGGCCAGAGCCACCCCGGCCCCAUCAACGCCUCCCAGUGCCCAGGACGAGCUGGCCCGCAGGCGCUCCCGGGCGCUGAGCUGGGCCGGUCACCCCCUGCCCCUCCUCUUGGGCCGCGCCCCCCGCCCCCACACUGCUGCCCAGAAGCCGCCCGCGAAGGUGUACGUGACGCGGAUGCGGCCGGGACUGCGGGCUCCCCCAGCCCUGGCGCCGCUCAGCCCACGCGGCCCACCCUGGCCGCCUUUCCGCGGCAUCUUCUUGCGCCCUAGACCUCUGCCCAGGGUCCAGCUGCGGCCGCCCCCACGCCCUCCCCGGUCUCGAGGCCGCAGGACCGGCAGCCCUCAGGCCACAGAGCUGAGGCCCCUGGUCCGGGUGCAGGCCACCCAGGGAAGCCGUGAGGGCCAGGCACGCGUGCUGGGACUCGCGGCACCCACGGCGGACUUGAACUCGUCGUCCGAAGCGCGGCCUGUGACCUCCUUCCUGAGCUUGUCUCAAGUGUCCCGGCCACAGCUGCCUGGGGACGGCGAGGAGGAGGAGGAAGGGGACGAUGAUGGGGCCCCUGGUGACGAGGCUGCAUCAGAGGACAGCGAGGAGGCAGCCGGCCCGGCACUGGGCCACUGGCGCGAGGACGCCAUCAACUGGCAGCGCACGUUCAGCGUGGGCGCGAUGGACUUCGAGCUGCUGCGCUCCGACUGGAAUGACCUGCGCUGCAAUGUGUCUGGGAACCUGCAGCUGCCCGAGGCUGAGGCCGUGGACGUGGUGGCUCAGUACAUGGAGCGGCUCAACGCUCGCCACGGCGGGCGCUUCGCCCUCCUGCGCAUCGUGAACGUGGAGAAGCGCCGCGACUCCGCGCGCGGGAGCCGCUUCCUCCUGGAGCUGGAGUUGCAGGAGCGCGGGGGCGGCCGCCGGCGCCUGUCCGAGUACGUCUUCCUGCGGCUGCCGGGAGCGCGCGCCGCGGACGGGGACGGGGACGCAGAGAGUCCCGAGCCCGCUCCCGCCGCCUCCGCGCGCCCCGACGGCCGCCCGGAGCUCUGCCGGCCGCUGCGCCUGGCCUGGCGUCAGGACGUGAUGGUACACUUCAUUGUGCCAGUGAAGAACCAGGCGCGCUGGGUGGCACAGUUCCUGGCGGACAUGGCCGCACUGCACGCCCACACCGGGGACUCGAACUUCAGCGUCAUCCUGGUGGACUUUGAGAGCGAGGACAUGGACGUGGAGCGGGCCCUGCGCGCGGCGCGGCUGCCCCGGUACCAAUACCUGAGGCGAACCGGAAACUUUGAGCGCUCCGCGGGCCUGCAGGCUGGAGUGGAUGCAGUGGAGGAUGCCAGCAGCAUCGUUUUCCUGUGCGACCUGCACAUCUACUUCCCCCCCAACAUCCUGGAUGGCAUCCGCAAGCACUGUGUGGAGGGCAAGCUGGCCUUCGCGCCUGUGGUCAUGCGCCUGGGCUGUGGGAGCUCGCCGGGGGACCCGCACGGGUACUGGGAGGUGAAUGGCUUUGGCCUCUUUGGGAUCUACAAGUCAGACUUUGACCGCGUUGGAGGCAUGAACACUGAGGAGUUCCGCGACCAGUGGGGAGGCGAGGACUGGGAGCUCCUGGACAGGGUCCUGCAGGCAGGGCUGGAGGUGGAGCGCCUCCGACUGCGGAACUUCUACCACCACUACCACUCCAAGCGGGGCAUGUGGGGCACACGCAGCCGCAAGGGCUCCCGCAUGGAGCGACCGUGAAGACGAGGCCACCCCCCAGCCCUGGCCACAGUCCUGCAGUGGCAGCAGGAGGCCGGGCUUGUCACAGGGCGCGGCCACCACCUGUGCCUGCUCCUCUCUGGCCUCCGUGGCCCUCUUUGCGCCCCUCCCCAGAGAGAGGCACCUUCACAGCGGGUCGGGGCCCGGGCUUGGUCCCCACACUCUGUGCGAUGAUUUCUGUGAAAUUUUGCUGUAGCGAUGACGUUGUUUUCAGGAUUUCCGAGAGUUCUGUCUGUUCCGUUUUUUAUUCAGAAUGAAAUGAAAUAUUUUUUUUAGUUCUGA